Molecule: messenger RNA, 1287 nt
Organism: Polyodon spathula (Mississippi paddlefish)
Lineage: Eukaryota; Metazoa; Chordata; Actinopteri; Acipenseriformes; Polyodontidae
Product: insulin-like growth factor-binding protein complex acid labile subunit
Exons: 2
Coding region: 1-1287 (428 amino acids)
Molecular function (GO): protein binding
Source: RefSeq, a predicted model, not a curated record
AUGGCAGCUACCAAUAUCAGAAACCUGACCCUCAUCCUGGUCAUUUCCUUAAACAAUCUGAGAUCAUCUUUACCGUGUCCACCUAGAUGUAGUUGCUACCUGGACAGGUCGGAUGUUGACUGCAACUAUGCUGGGCUUAAAGAGAUACCUUCAGCUUAUUCUGUACCAAGCUAUACUCAGAAGCUCAGGCUGAAGAGCAACUACAUCCAUUUAAUUCCCACGAGAGCUUUUGAGCCUCUAAAUCAGCUGUGGAGCUUGGACCUCAGCAACAACAGAAUCAGGGCUUUGGACAACCAGACAUUUCUGGGCUUGACUUCUCUGGAGUUCCUUUCGUUGAGCAGCAAUUCCAUCCAGGCCAUUGCGGAAAACACAUUUGAAAUACUCUCCAGUCUGAAAACACUCAUCCUGAGUAACAACUGCAUCAGCUUCAUUGAUGCACAGGGUUUUGCCGGUUUAUUCAACCUAUUUUUAUUGGAUUUAUCUGAGAAUGACAUCCAGAAAUUCACAGAGGGAAUGUUUUCAGAUUUAGUGGCCUUGGCAGAAAUCAGGAUUAGUGGGAACAACAUCACCUGGAUCGCAUCAGGAGCUUUUGUAGGCCUGUCGUCUUUGCCUUCUCUGAACCUGAGCUCAAAUCAGAUUGGUACUCUGAGGGAAGACGCUUUCUAUGGAGUCAAGACCACAUUGCAGAGGCUGUCUCUGGAACAUAACAAUUUAACGACCAUCCCUCCCGACAUCUUCAAUGGGUUUCCAGCCUUGGAGGAAAUCAGCUUUCACAAUAAUGCCUUGAAGUCCAUUUCCAUUGACUCUUUCACAGAUCUUCCCUCCCUCUGCUUCUUGGACCUGAAAAAAAAUCGUAUCGCCACGCUCAAACCUAAGACUUUCCAAAACUUACCAGACCUAAUCGUGCUGGAUCUCUCCUACAACCAGCUGGAUGCUAUAAAAGGUCUAACUUUUGUUGGUCUGAGAGAGAUCAUGGAGUUACGCCUAGAGUUCAAUCAAAUCCAAGAACUGGAGUCCUAUUCUUUCUUUGGGUGCUCUUCUCUUUCGGUCCUCAAUCUCCAAAAUAAUCAGCUUCAUGCCAUUCACUCAAAGGCAUUUGAAGGAGCCUACUUCCUCACUACCAUAAAGCUGGACAACAACAGACUCACCACCUUGCCCUCCGAGAUUCUGAAACCCUUCAGACUCCUUCACGAAAUCACUCUUUCCAAUAACUCCAUGUCGGUGCUCCAAGAGUCCGCUUUCCAGGGACUGGUUCAUAUCUGGGUAGAGUUCCAGUACCGUAUCUAG